Verticillium alfalfae VaMs.102 is the source of this 1158-nucleotide messenger RNA. RefSeq names its product rds1. The transcript is spliced from 2 exons. Bases 1 to 1158 code for a protein of 385 amino acids. Lineage: Eukaryota; Fungi; Ascomycota; Sordariomycetes; Glomerellales; Plectosphaerellaceae. The record is from RefSeq and is a predicted model, not a curated record.
AUGACGAGACUCCUUCAAGGCGCCGGGCUCUUCGCUCUGGCCCGAGGCGCUCUUGCAGCGCCGUAUGUGUCCGAGGCCCAGACAACUGUCAGCGCCGAGGCAACAUUCACAAACCCGGCCAUUCCUCACGCCAACGUGACCUCACAUGGUCCGUACGAGGGCACGCCGACGACGACGGGGGCCCUAUCGACCAAAGUACUUGCGCCAUCGAUCGAGCCCCUACCUCCCGGCCCCGACGCUUACAAGUAUCCCGCUGACGGUAAGCUGCAUGGCGACCAGCCGGCACCGUACACCCCGUCCGGCGGCAUCGGCACCAACGGGUCGGCGCCUGUCUACCGCGUCAACAGCGACUUCGACUAUCAAUCCCUCUCAUUGGCGCUCUUCCAGGAGUGGAUUGAGCUCGACCUCUUCCACUGGGGUCUUGCCACCUUUUCCGAGGAGGAGUUUGACGCCUACACCUCACGGCCGAGGACCGUUACCUGCUCCAGUUCAUGGCCGAGCAGGAGCGGCCUGUUCCCCAUGCCCGUGUGGUUCGAAGUCGGCAUCCCGCAGUCCUGGGCGUGGACCCUGCUGGCGCCGUACAUCUCGAGCUGCCCUGCCGACACCCAGCGCCUCAUCUGGCAAAACUUCCCGUUGCUGCACAUCCUCAACCAGCCGAACCCGGCCCGCAUCGACGGCGCCAACGUCUGGAACGAGACGACGGGCGGCUACGCCAACACACUAUCGACGGCUGAAAUUGAGCCCGAGGACGCCUGCAUCAACGCCACCGAGGUCGGCGAGUUCUGCGGUGCUGCCAUCUCCCGGAACCGCACCACGCCGCUUUCCUACCCGGGCCGCCAGGUCUUCCUGCAGUGGGACGCCCCCGGCUCUCCCGUCGGUCCCAACAACAGCUACAUCACGGCGACCGAGGUGCGCGAGCCCAAGUUCGCCGCCUGGGUGUCGCAACUCAAUGUCACCUACUCGCCCCUGCUGAACGUCAGCCUCGAGGACCGUACGGCGUACACCAUUCAGCCCAACGUGUCGACCAUUGAGGGUGAUCCUGCCCUAAACGGCACCCUGUUCCUCGCGCUGACGGACGAGCCGCUCUACGUGACGCCUUACAACCUGACGCAGAUCAACCCACAUGUUGCCGCCCUGGCUUUGUACCAGGCUGGUUGA